Messenger RNA from Wyeomyia smithii (pitcher-plant mosquito), 6820 nucleotides. Its product is annotated as protein Smaug-like. Bases 1040 to 4747 code for a protein of 1235 amino acids. Gene Ontology annotation, molecular function: mRNA binding; translation repressor activity; protein binding. The transcript has 6 exons. Gene Ontology annotation, cellular component: P-body. Gene Ontology annotation, biological process: negative regulation of translation; regulation of mRNA stability; nuclear-transcribed mRNA poly(A) tail shortening. The record is from RefSeq and is a predicted model, not a curated record. NCBI's taxonomy places the organism in Eukaryota, Metazoa, Arthropoda, Insecta, Diptera, Culicidae.
ACGUCGUUCGUUCUCGUUUCGCAGUUGGAGCGAAGUUGAGUACAGGAAACGUCGUCGUCGUCGAUUUGUGAGCUGUGUGCUUGCUUCCAUCGCAGCAGUUGUCGACACACACGCAGUGAAAAGGAUUUUUUUUUGUAUUUGCUGAUAUCCUACUAUCUCUUGUGGACGCCAUCGUGAAAGCUAUUGUUCGUUACCGCUAGCCCGAAGGAAACAAUAGGGAGCGCCUGUUUUGUGCAAUUCGACCAUCUUUGUGCGAACGGAAAAAGCUUUUCUUCGUUUUAUUUCUGUGCGUUUUUAUUUUAUUUUUAUCGGUGUGUGCGAAAGUGAUGUGCGCGCGUACGUGUGUGAACUGUCAAAACUGAAGAGAAGAGCAGACAAAAAAAUAGAAAAUGUGUGCUGUGUAGUGUGCAGAGAAGAGCAGAAGAAAAGGCCACCACCAUCGGAAGAAAGAGGAAUUUUUGCUACUCGCGUUCGUGGUUUCGGGUGGAAAUGUCCGCAUUUUAAGUUUAAUUCGUUCCGCUGCAGUCAUUUCCCGUUGGAUUUUUCCGUCACGUUUUUUCUCCUGCAAAGAGCCUCCAGUACGGCAGACGGAACAAAGGGGACCGCUAUUCGGGACUCGGUCAGGCGAUAGGAAUUGACGGCGUAGUUCACGGGCUGGCUGCCUGGCUGGCUUUUGUUUGCACGGCCAGGCGUCGGGACGCGGUCGAACUUGAAAAAAUCGUCUAUUUUCGGAAGUUGAAAUAAACUACGCGUAAGAGGAUUCCUCACCCGAAAGCAUUCAGUGUGAAGGUGGAAAUAUUGCGUGUGCGAGCCGCUUGACUAAUUAAUAACAUGUAAUGCAAUAAAAAGGCAAGCCACAACGACGCAAAUGUUGUUCAAGCAAAAAGAAAGCGAUUGCAACAACAGUCGAUAUCCAUUUAUAGCGGACGGCAAGUAUUAGGUGAACGCUAAGCGCGUGAAUCCUUCCGGAGAUAAGACGGGAGAAUAAAUCAAACAAAAAACAGUAAUCCUGACACAGCCAAAAGCGAGACAACACAACAUGAAAUUUUCCGGUGGAAAUCCAUUGCUAUUUUGCGAGCAGGUGGGAACGGUGACGUCUUUUUUCGAACAGUGGAACGACUGCGAACGGACAGUCGUUCUCUACGCACUUCUUAAGCGGGUACCAUUUGCAAACUUGAAGUUCCUGCAAUUAUCGAUCGAUUAUAAUCUUGCCCAAAACUACAGCUCUCAGAGUAAGCUACAGCUGCUGGAGACGCAUGCCAACAAUGCAAAUUUUCUGAACAAACUCGUUCAACGAUAUCAGACUACCUGCUGCGGGGUGAUACCGGGUACCGGGGAUGGGGGCGCAAGCGUUACUAGUAAUCACAACAAUAACAACAGCAACAUUGCCAACAACAAUUUGACUCCAUCCGAUUCCGGGUACUCGGACUUAGAGAAGAAAAAUUCCAACUUCGAUCUGUCGUCCACAUCCUCGUCUUCAUGCUCGUCAACUUCUGGCAUGUCAUGCGGUUCCACCCCGUCCCAGGCGAUGCUGGUGGCACCUCAAACGGCCACACCUGUGAACAGCAACAAGAUGGACAAAGCGACACUCGCCAAAAACAAACUGGCCGAAACCAAGAAGGACAUCCUUAACGAUAUGCUGACGUACCUGCCGCUUCUGAAACCCGGCAACGAUGACGUGAAGAGUGUGUACAUGUCGCUCAUUCCGGCCGCCGUAGAGGACGCCUGCCAGCAGACGGUACCAACCGAGCUGGUACAGCACAUACUAUCCUACUUGUUGAUUCACCCUGCGGUGAAUAACGAUGAUCGCAGAUCUCUAAGCUACUGGCUGCGCCACCUGGAGGAACACAUCGCUUCCUCAUACAUCCCGACAACGCUUACCUCAACGACGGUAGCAGCAACGGCCACCGGUGGCAACAAGAGCAACAACGCUUCAAGCAAUAGCAAUUAUUUUAUUCUUCCUCCUGCUGCAGCCGGAGCGGCCACACACAGCCAGCAUCAUCAGCAACAGCAGCAGCAAUUUGUUGGUGGAUCCAACAACAACCCGGCUGCCAAAACUGGCAGCCAACAAUCGCUACAAUUCCUCGCAGCUGGCUCCUGGCAUCAUCUAGCGCAUCAACCGCAACAGCAACCGCAACAGCCGCCUCAGCAGCAGCAACUUCCAAGCAGUACUGGUAGCACUGGAGGUUGCAAGAAACUGUCAGGCCAGCAGCCAGCACAGUCGUUUAGCAUUUCUAACUCGUCACUGUUGUCUAAAUCUCAGCAGAGUUUGAAUCAGACUAGCAGUAGCAGUAGUUCCAGUUCUAGUUCCUGUCUUGAUAGCACCGUUUCACAACUUCUGAAAUCGACCAACAUGCUGGUCAAUCUAGAAUGGACACCGGAGGCUGCCGGAGCCGAGGACGGUGGGGGAGGAGGAGUUGGUAACGGCAGUUCAGGCUCAGCAGGAAGCAUGGACAAUGUCACGAUUAAAGAGUUUGUGCCGGUCACAUUUGGGUUUCACUCAUCGGCAACGGGUAACGGUGCUAACAAGCCGGCCGUAGGAAGUAACAGUACCAGUAACAAUACCAGUAGUAGCAGCAACAAUAGUGGCAGCAAUAGUAAUGCCCUCAAACACCACACUCUGAUCGCUUCUUCUAGUCAACAGCCCCAGGGAGGUUUUUUGGGCAGCAGCAGCGUCAGCACUAAUACCACCAAUGGCAACGGCGGUUUAAAUCUUAACGGAAGCAUGAGUCAUGGUACUGUGGUCCUGACGGAUCUCGACUCCAGUGAUGAUAAUCAUCUGAGUUUCAGCAAAAAUGGAACAGAAAUUUUCGACUACGAUUGUGAUUACGAUAAUGAGGAAGAGUUCAACUAUUUGGCACGGGCAGCAGCCGUGGCGGCUGCUUCUACGGCUGGAACAGCUUCCAACAAUAAUGGUACGGUUUCUGGGGUGCAAAUCGCGGCUGGUUCCGCGAUUACCCCCGGGACUGCUGUCAGCAAAAAUCGUGUCUCCUUCGAUGCUAAUAUUAGUGAUUAUUUGCGGGUGCCUCCGAUUGCGAUCGGUGAUUUUGACUGUGACGGAAGUGGCCUGCUAAAAACUCGUCGAUCCAACAGUUUAACCACUACUGUUAGCAGUGUGUGCGGACUUUCGAUGGGAGAGCUGCAUCAGCAAAAACAGAGCAACGAAUGUCUGUCGGCGGAAAAUCUGACCAAUUUGCAGUUAUUGCAGAAUAAACCGCGAAGCUUCUCGUUGACGAUGGAGAGUCCUCGGUCGUCACUAACUUCCAGUGGAUCGGAAACACGCCUGGAUGAUUUUAAGCAGCAUCAGAUGGUCAAAAUGUACGGUCAACCAAAUGUUGGCAUGUCUAGUAUCGCGCAUUGGUUGAAAAGUUUACGGCUGCACAAGUACGUGUGGCUAUUCUCCAAUUUAACCUACGAGCAGAUGAUGGAAAUGACCGAAGAGUAUUUAGCUAGCUUGGGUGUGACUAAGGGGGCUCGUCACAAGCUGGUCAUCUGUAUUCAGAAGUUAAAGGAACGCUAUGGGACCUUAGUACGAAUGGAGAAAGAACUGCUGUCUACCGGAGGAGCCAAGAGUCAGCUGGGUUCCGUGUUUGACGAACUGACCAAUAUCGUGCUGACUCCGAUGAGACCGGCUGGGCUCGACCCGAAAGAGGAUAUUGCGGGGCAGUUUAUAAAGCUGUUGGAUUUGAUUGCAUCGUUUCUACUGGUGAGACCGGUUUGUGGAGCUCAGGAUGAGGAAUACUUGAACAUCUUUAUCUGGGUGCUGGAACGAGCUCUGCAUAAUGACGCAUUUGCACCGCACGCGGCGCAGAUCAAGGAAUAUAAGUAUAAGGCGAAUAAGAUCAAAAUGCAGUUCACUCCGAAGGCACAUUAUGCGAAAAACGCGAACCUAAACGGGAGCAUCAACAAACCGAGGUGGACCGUAGUGAACAAGCAUAAACCGAACAACUCUAACGAGCUGCUGCACCAGAAGACACCUCAUCGCAAGAGUUCGUUGCAAUACUUCACCUCGCCGAUGCAGCAGCAGCAGCAGCAACAACAACAACAACAGCAGCAACAGCAAACUCAAGCACCUCCGCAGCAACAACAGCAACAACAAGCAAACACGUCUUCGUCCCACAGUCAUCUUCAAGCAAUUCCACAUCAGUACUACGCUGCUGGCGGAGCCGGCCACGGUAGUCACGGGGCCAACGUUGGUACCGGUCAUAACAACAACUACAACAAAAGUUCGUCCUAUCCGAACUUUGCUUCCAACUUGUCCAGUAGCAGUGGUGGCGGCAGUGGCACCGGUGCCGGCGCUUCCGGUGGUAAUAUUAAGCAUCAUUCCCAGCCGCAUCCCCCGCCGGGGCAACAACAACAGCAUCAACAGCAACCGCAGUUGCAACCACUUCCACAGCAAACGCACGUUACUCAUGGCAACUUCAUGUACCACCGGCAUUCGUUGAACAAUAUCUCCGGCCACCAGCAUCAGCAACAGUUUCUGCAGCAGCUGCAGAAUCAACAGCAGCAGCAAUCGCCGAUUCUACCCUCGAUUUACUUAACUUCGAUGGGUGGUCCAUCUGCUUCGAACACAAACAUCAAAUCAAGUCAACCAGUUGAAUCAGCCGGAAUCAAAGACCAACAGAAGCCGAGCUCGGUGUCGCCGGCCGAUUUGCUCAGUAGCAAAAGCCAGAAUAACAGUAUCGGGGAUAUCAACACUCGGCUGGAGUUCCUCUGCUUGCAAAUGACCGAACAGGCGAUCAACUAAAUUACGGCAGGUUGAGGUAGUAAAUAGCACUUUAUUUAGUGGUCAUAGUUGUAACAGCAAUUGUUAGAAUGUUGUUUAGUUUAGCGCAAUCGCUCGGGACAAUAUGCGCUGUGUCGACCCCAACGCUAGAUUAACAAAAUAACAAAAAAAAAAAGAAACAACGCAAUCUUCACUCCCGGUGAGGAAAGUAUUGCUGAAGGUUUUGCGAAAAGGGGUCAGAUCUGUGUGCGCAUAUCAACGACAGCUAAAGCGAUAGUUUUUCAAUUUUUGACGCUCUUGAAAUUAUUAAGCUUCACAAAACAAGAAAGAAAAUAAUUCUUAUAAAACAGACAAAGAAAAAUCUAUUUCGAAUAUCUAUGUAUCUAUUAAACACUUUCAAAAAUAAUGAAAAAAAAAAGCAAACAUGUGGUUGCAAUUUCUCGUUGGAACAAACUUUGAUAGUUUUCGUUUGUUUUAGCUUUUGACUCUAGCUAGACCAAGGCAGCAGCAAAUGGAAUUAAUUUUGUAAAAAAUGGACUAAAUGCCGAGUGAUAGAGAGAGAGAAAGCUAGAACGGUAGUGAGUGCAGGGAAAACUUUCCACAAAAGCGGGUAUUUGAAAGUGGUAGUAUUUUUGUUAUUAUUUUAUUUUUUUGCGCAUCUAAAUUUCAAGAAAUUUUACUAUUUAUACACGUACUUUAUUGUAGACGCAUGAAAUAAAACAUAAUUACCGAAUUAUUAUCAAACUAGAUGUGUGCAAAGAGUGGGCUCUUGAGCUUUCUCCAAAGUAUCGAAAAUUAGAAAUUGUUGCAACCAAUCCGGGCUGUGAAACAGCAGGCAAUGUUUCGACGGAAACUUGGUGUUACAUUUUUUUUUGCUUUUGGUGUAGUUUGACAUCUAGAAAAUUUGCCCCAUGCGUACUAUUUAUCAAUGCAGCAUUGGAAUUGAAAACUCAAGAGUCCGGAGAAGAAGAAAAAUUAAAGGUUAAGGGAACUUCGAAUCAAACAAAUAAUCAUUCGUUAUGGAAUAUUGCGAAAUGUUUAAAUUCGAAGCAAAAAGUCAACUACAGUCAGAAAAUUCCAUAACUACGAAAUAACGAAACGAAACAGAAAUGUGAUUGUGAUUUUGUUCCCCCAGAAAUCAUGCGUACUAUUUUGGAUGUAUGAAAUAACGUGGUAACUCUUUUUGCUCACCACGAUAUAUGAACAAAACAAAAGCUAUUAUUUAUUUAAGCGAGAAAGUCUAGGAGUACACACAAAAUUAUAAAACCUGUUCGCACUUGUACUAAUCUUAUAUCUUAUAGAUGUGUCAGUUUAAUUGUUAAAUAACAAAAGAAAAUCUAUGACGCAAACUUUUGAUGGUUAAAGGAAAUCCAUAAAUUUCGAAGAAGUAUGUUUUCUUGGUUGUUUAUUUACCCUGCCGUCAACAUUUCUGCAUACUGUGUAUAAAAAGCAGACUUUUCAGUUUCGGUGGAAACAAAAAUCUGUAUAAUUGCAUCCAGAGACACUAAAGUAAACUCCAAUUUGGAACGAUACCCUGCCACACGACCUGAAAAACGUUUAGUUGUUUAAUUGUGGAUCAAUCAAACACGCAGCAUGUCAUCGCUAGAAGAUAGAGUGAAGGUAAUUAAAAUGGCGUUGUUAAAUAUUUAAUAAAAAAAAGCAAAGAAGGAAACAAACAUACAUUGAAUACCCAUAUUUUACUUCUGUUCUAUUUCCUUGACGCUUUUUGCGAAAAAAAAAUGCAAACGUAGUGCGAUGCACCUAGCGAUUCGGUAACUGUAGAAACUCCGUGCGCCAAACAAGCAAAUCUCCGUAGAUGGAAAAAUAAGGAAAAUGCAACGGUUGCAACCAGCAGUAACCAAUAGUAUAACAGUGGUUAAACGAAAUAUAUGAACGUACGCUCGCUGAUGGUAGAAAUCAACCGUCUGCAGUUAGUAGUGUAAUCAUCAGUUUCACUAGAAUACUGGUUUGUGCGCAGGAAAGGAAAAUCCGGGCGAGAAAGGAAAAUACCAACAAGUUUUAUGUAGUGGAGUUUUCAUUGCGAGCAAAGGAAUAAAACAAAUCUAGUAAUGGAAAAGAUUUAUUUUUGAACCG